AUGGCUAUGACUAGUGUCAGAUUGCCCACCAGUAUUUUAAGAAAACCAGAUGCCUGGAUUGGACUCUGGGGAGCGCUACGAGGGACACCUUCACACAAACACUGUGCUUCCUGGAAUCGAUACCUCUAUUUUUCUAAUACCAAAUUAAAUGCACCAAGUUAUAAAACAUUUUUCCAUAAUAUUUUCUCACUGAGACUCCCAGGACUUUUAAUAGCUCCAGAAUAUAUUUUCCCAUUUUCUAUAAGGCUCAAAAGUAAAACAAGCUCUAAAAAAUCCACUAAAAAGGGUCUGCAGAAAGCCGAAGCUGAAGAGGACUCUGAUGAAGAGAGUGAUCAUGAGGUGGAUGAGCAAGAAGAGGAGCUGGAGGAUGACCCCAGUGUGGUCAAAGACUACAAAGACCUGGAGAAAGUAGUGCAGUCUUUUCGGUAUGAUGUCAUCCUGAAGACAGGCCUAGAUGUCGGCAGAAACAAAGUGGAAGAUGCAUUCUACAAAGGUGAACUCAGGCUGAACGGGGAAAAAUUAUGGAAGAAAAGCAGAACGGUGAAAGUGGGAGAUACGUUGGAUCUCCUAAUUGGAGAAGAUAAGGAAACGGAAACAGUGGUAGUGAUGAGGAUUCUCCUGAAAAAAGUGUUUGAAGAGAAGACGGAAAGUGAAAAAUACAGAGUGGUCUUACGACGGUGGAAAAAGUUAAAAUUGCCUAAACAGAGUGUGAUGAAAUAA
Molecule: messenger RNA, 720 nt
Organism: Pipistrellus nathusii (Nathusius's pipistrelle)
Lineage: Eukaryota; Metazoa; Chordata; Mammalia; Chiroptera; Vespertilionidae
Source: the annotation of a GenBank genome assembly